Numida meleagris (helmeted guineafowl) is the source of this 2630-nucleotide messenger RNA. It is a transcript of the gene COL26A1, whose product is annotated as collagen type XXVI alpha 1 chain. Gene Ontology annotation, cellular component: basement membrane. The transcript is spliced from 18 exons. Gene Ontology annotation, molecular function: protein binding. NCBI's taxonomy places the organism in Eukaryota, Metazoa, Chordata, Aves, Galliformes, Numididae. Bases 1131 to 2534 code for a protein of 467 amino acids. The record is from RefSeq and is a predicted model, not a curated record.
GAGCACGGGAGCGGCUGCCGCCCCCGGGGCCGUGAGGGCUGCGCUGUGUGCGGCGGGCUGACCCCGCGCUGAGCCGCUUCGUCGGAGCCAGGCCCCGCUGCACGGCCGCUCCUCGCCGCCCCUGGGCCUCCGGGCCGGGCCCCUGCCCUGGGGGGCAUCCCUGGGUCGGCUCGUAUAAACGUGUGGUUAGCUGUCCGUCCUCAUGGAAUUGGUGGAACCAACAAAAUACCCUUUUGCUGCGUGGUGCAGGGAGGGGUGCACGUGUGGUCCGGCUGGACAGAGGAAGCGGCCUGUCCCCGCGCAGGACCUCCUGCCCACCAGGAGCCCCGGCUUGGCCUGUCCUGGCGGAGGAGGCUGCCACUCCUUCUACAUAAGCAGGCUUUGUACAUCAAACGAACUUCAGUGAAGUUAUUCUUGCCUCACACAAGUGGUAAGAGAAAAGAGAAGCAAGUUAUUCAUAUUUAAUGCUGUUUUGUGCCAGAUGUUUUGCUGGUAGAAAUCCAUAGCUCCACAGGCACCAAUUUCUUCAGGAUCUGGAAUGUCUGGCCCAAUUUCUUUCUCAUUCUGGAUGGUCUGUGAAAGAAACCACUUUAUUUUGCAAUAUUGAAUAUUCUUGCUGGGAAGUUAUAAGCAAAAAGAAAAUAAUGAGAGACAGGGUCUCAAACAAGCUUCCUGUCACAUGAGGCUCUGGUUCUAUUGAAGCAUAUGUGUUUGCUGACUUGCUUCCAAAGGGUUUGUUGAGUGGUGGUGAUUAGUUUCUGUUGUACUGAUGCUAUCUCUCUGUAGUCCCAUUCAAUACAAGUAGUUCUGUAAACAGUGAAGUCUUUUUUUCCUACGGAUUUGUAUCUUGGAUUGUGUUUCAGCAUGGAUUCUCUGAUGUUUAACGGGGAUUGAGUUCAUGUUUAGCCAAUUUCUUCAAUGAGGGAUGAAUAAUCUGUCUUUUUGGCCAUCUAUUUUCACAAAAUUUGCUGGAAUUAAAUAUCUUCAACGCCCUCUAUCAAAGUUGACUGGGAUUUAUGAACAAGAUUUGGAGUUACGUGGGGCUGUCCGAUGUAGACAAAAGUGACUGGGCAGCUCAGGAUUGAAGAUUAUUAUCACGCCAUGAGAGUCCUUCAUAAGAGCUGGCCAGCAUGUUUCAAACCUUGGAAAAAGAAGUUCAUGGAAAAUGGCAUUGGUGCCACUAUACGGUUACACGGACAGUCUCCUGUCAAGUGCAGAAUGGGUCAGAAACAGUGAUCCAGCGAGUUUAUCAGAGCUGCCGGUGGCCAGGACCUUGUGCCAACUUAGUGAGUUACAGGACUCUUAUAAGGCCCACGUACAAGAUGUCCUACCGAACUGUGACCACGCUGGAGUGGAGGUGCUGUCCCGGGUUCACAGGGAGCAACUGCGAGGAGGGUUCCCUGGGCCGCCAGCACGGUCGCUCUUCCAGCCGGGACCAAUGCAUGAACUGCACGAGACUAGCGGAUAUGACCGAGAGGCUGAACACACUUGAGGCCAAGAUCCUUCUGCUUGAAGCUGCGGAACGAAGCCCACCACUGGAAAACAACCUGCCCAUCACCGGGACCACGGCCACCUGGUACGACGACUUGCUGCCAGAUGCCUUUCCCCUGCUAAAUCCCGGGACUGUCCUGAGGAAAACAGUGGGACCUGUUGAGCCUAAAGGACACAGAGGUGCAGAGGAGCAGCUAAUAACACAGGGGCUGCCAGGACAGGUUGGUCCUCCAGGCCCAGUUGGACCAACUGGUCUUCCAGGACCACCAGGACCAAAAGGAGAGAAGGGACAGCCAGGGGAGAGGGGCCCAGCGGGGCCACCAGGGCUGCUGGGACCUCAAGGACCGAGAGGACUUCCAGGAGAAACCGGGAUUCCAGGUCCCCCAGGUCCUCCAGGGCCACCUGCCACCCCGAGCCUCCCUCUUACCUUCCAGCAAGGGGUUCUCUACUCCCUCCAGCCCACAGCUGAAAAAGAAAAUGGAGAACCCCAGUUGGCCUCCACCGUCAUAGAUACCAUCAUGGCUGGCCUGCCAGGACCACGGGGAGCCCCGGGCCCCAUGGGACCCCCAGGACCACCAGGUGCAUCGGGACCCAAAGGGCCCCCAGGACCGAUUGGAGCCCCUGGAUCACAAGGCUUACCAGGCUCUCCAGGACAACCUGGGCCCAAAGGCUCCAAAGGAGACCGAGGAGAGAGGGGGCAAGCAGGUCUGACUGGAGAGAGGGGCAUUAAGGGAUUUCCUGGUGAACCAGGCAAGAAGGGCGAGGAAGGUGAUAAAGGUGCUGAUGGGGAAGGUGUUCAACAACUUCGAGAAGCUCUGAAGAUUUUAGCUGAGAGGGUCUUGAUUCUAGAGCACAUGAUAGGAAUUCAUGACUCUUUAUCUUCCAUUGAGCCAGGCUCCGGACAAGACGUGAUCCCGGGUUCCCCUCUGCGAAGCAGCAUCAAGAUCAAGCGUGGAGGACCCCAGCAGCCACAAGCCUACCAGAUCCUCUCUUCACUGCUGGAUGACAGUGAAGCCAAAAGGAGAAGCAUUCGGAUGAAGUAGGAGCAUCUCUGUGUUCUCCCUGCCCAUCCACCAGUUAAAGAUACAGUAUCCCAGUGCUUAAUUGCAGAGUGCAAAUGAAGUGAGUAGGAAGCUCUA